Ostreococcus tauri is the source of this 525-nucleotide messenger RNA. RefSeq names its product Nuclear cap-binding protein subunit 2. NCBI's taxonomy places the organism in Eukaryota, Viridiplantae, Chlorophyta, Mamiellophyceae, Mamiellales, Bathycoccaceae. Bases 1 to 525 code for a protein of 174 amino acids. Gene Ontology annotation, molecular function: RNA cap binding. The record is from RefSeq and is a predicted model, not a curated record. Gene Ontology annotation, biological process: mRNA cis splicing, via spliceosome. Gene Ontology annotation, cellular component: nuclear cap binding complex. The transcript has a single exon.
AUGGCGCGUCUCUUCCUCGACCAAGAGCCGCUGACGCAGUACAAAGAUCGCGCGUUCGAGGGCACGAUCGAGGCCUACCUCGACGCCCUGCGCGCGAGCGCGACGCUGUACGUGGGGAAUCUGUCGUUUUACACCUCGGAGACGCAGGCGCGGGCGUUGUUCGCGCGGUGCGGCGUCGUCCGACGCAUCGUCUUCGGGCUCGAUCGGGAGCGGCGGACGCCGUGUGGAUUCGCGUUCGUGGAGUACGAGACGCGCGCGGCGGCGGAGCGGUGCGCGAGGUACCUGAACGGGACGAAGUUGGAUGAUCGCGAAAUCAGAGUGGAUUUCGACUGGGGCUAUCGCGAGGGACGGGAAUUCGGACGCGGGAAGAGCGGUGGACAAGUGCGAGACGAAUACAGGACGUAUUACGACAGUGGACGGGGUGGGUACGGGAAACUGUUGAGAGAUGAGCUGGAGGGGAUGAAGGCGCGGGGAGAGGGGGGCGCGGAGGUCGCGGCGGGCGAGAAGCGGGCGCGGGACGCGUGA